AUGCCGGAACCUACCCCGCCAUCCCCUACCUCGCCCAAGUCCCAUUACAGCAAGCAUAUCAUUUUGACAACAUACCCAGGUCAAAGCGGUAUUGACCCUGUGCCAUUGAAAUGGGGUGCUGCAGAUGCCAAAUCUCGUGGUCCUGUUGUGGUAUCUCGCAGCGGUAACCUCGUGAAGCGUCGCAAUGCCAUUGGAGCUCAUGGUGGAAGUUACAGCAUUUACAACGCCCUGGCUGUUGCUUCCGGUGAUCUGGAUGCAAACUUCCGCCCAGACCUUCGCAACAGUCAACCGACCUUUGACUUCCCAUGGCAAAAGGCUUGGGCAGAUAAGACCAAGAUCGUGUCAAUGGACCCGUACGGUCAUGAUAUUGUUAAUCAGUAUAAGGAGGAGCUGGAGGCAGGCUGGGACAUUCGACCCACAAUGGCAGUCACACGAGCUAACAUGAAGCUGGCUGAGAUUGCGGAAGCGGUACGAGAUGGUCUGCUCGAGGUGGACGGCUCUAUCGUUGUCGACUCAUCUGGCGAAGUGCGAGUGACAAAGGUUGCGGUAGAGCCGGUGUGGUAUUUGCCAGGAGUGGCUGAUCGAUUCGGCGUUGAUGAAGGCACUCUCCGUCGUACAUUGUUCGAGCACACGGGUGGCAGUUAUCCCGAGUUGAUCACCCGCCCCGACCUGAAGGUCUUCCUUCCACCAAUUGGCGGUCUUACCGUUUAUAUCUUUGGGCCACCAGAGCGAGUAGCGGAUGAGAAUGUCAAGCUGGCUCUUCGCAUCCACGACGAGUGUAACGGUAGUGAUGUGUUCCAGUCGGAUAUCUGCACAUGUCGACCAUACUUGGCCUUUGGUAUCCGUGAAGCAAUCCGUGAAGCACAGAACGGUGGCAGUGGUGUGGUUAUCUACUUCCGUAAGGAAGGCCGCGCCCUUGGCGAGGUGAUCAAAUACCUUGUAUACAACGCCCGGAAACGAGGUGGAGACACUGCCGAUAAGUACUUUACAAGAACUGAGAACAUUGCCGGAGUGCGGGAUAUGCGAUUCCAAGCCUUGAUGCCAGACAUUCUCCAUUGGCUCGGUGUCAAGAAGAUUGACCGCAUGCUGUCCAUGUCCAACAUGAAACAUGAUGCCAUCGUGGAUUCCGGAAUCAAAAUUCUCGAGCGUAUUCCCAUUCCUGAUGACAUGAUCCCCAGUGAUUCCCGUGUCGAAAUUGACGCCAAGAUCAAUGCCGGAUACUUUACAACCGGUAAACAAAUCUCAAUGGAUGAACUCGCCGAAGUUCGUGGCCGAGGCUGGGAGAAGUGGGAGGAUAUUGAGGUAUGUGGAACCCUUGGAUGA
Messenger RNA from Penicillium cataractarum, 1323 nucleotides. Its product is annotated as putative GTP cyclohydrolase II. The record is from RefSeq and is a predicted model, not a curated record. Gene Ontology annotation, biological process: riboflavin biosynthetic process. Gene Ontology annotation, molecular function: GTP cyclohydrolase II activity. NCBI's taxonomy places the organism in Eukaryota, Fungi, Ascomycota, Eurotiomycetes, Eurotiales, Aspergillaceae. The transcript is spliced from 3 exons. The coding region runs from base 1 to 1323 and encodes 440 amino acids.